CCAUUAUGAAAAAUGGCCGACGGAGUAAGUGAAACAAACACAGCUGCUGAGGAAAGCGACGCCAAAGAAGAGGACCCCAAAGUUUUGGAAGUUCUUCCAGACAGCCACCCUGUUGGCGUUAGCAGCGAUGAAGAGACUUCAAAAGACAAACCGGCGACCGAGAGCAACUGGUCAACACCGAUCCUGUUGCUGGCACGGAAGGCAACCGAGACGAUCAGCAGUGGGGUCAGCUACGGUGCAGCGUUGAGAAACGCCACAUCUUCGGGAUCUGCCGCGAGCUCUCUGAAGUGUCCGACUAAACAAAACUCUUCGGAGAAUGACACCAACGCUAACCAAUACCUACCGGCAGUGAAGGACCAUAUGGCUGUGGAGCGCUCCAACCUGUUCAGUAUGAUGAAGCUGAGUAUUAAGGGUCUGAUCCAGUCUUCUCUAAGUCUGGGCAGAACCCUGGACUCUGACUACCCUCCUCUGCAGCAGUUCUUUGUGGUUCUGGAGCAGUGCCUCAAACACGGACUGAAAGUAAAGAAGUCAUUCAUCAAUCAGAAUAAGUCUAUCUGGGGUCCUCUGGAGCUGGUUCAGAAGCUGUGUCCUGAUUCUACUGAUAUUACCACCAGUGCCAGAGACCUGCCAGGGAUAAAGACUGGGUUGGGUCGGGCUCGGGCCUGGCUGCAUCUGGCCCUGAUGCAGAAGAAGUUGUCUGACUACCUGAAAGCCCUGCUGGACCAUAAAUACCUCCUGGUUGAGUUCUAUGAUCCAGGAGCGUUGAUGAUGGGGGAGGAGGGAACAGUGAUAGGAGGGAUGCUGGUGGGGCUAAACGUCAUUGAUGCUAACCUCUGUAUCAAAGGAGAGGACCUGGACUCCCAGGUCGGGGUCAUAGACUUCUCCUUGUACCUGAAGGACCCUAUGACCACUGAGACCACUAAGGAUGAUACUAAGAUGACGGCCAUAUUGGACCAGAAGCACUACAUUGAGGAGCUGAACAGACACCUGAGCUGCUCUGUCUCUGACCUGCAGGCCAAGAUGGACUCCAUAGAGAAGACCAACGGCAAGCUCAUUGAGGAGUUGACAGCAGCGACAGACAGAAUUAACUCUUUACGGGAGGAACAGGAAACACUGAGACAUGAGAAUGAGACCAUCGUCCAGAGCAACCAGAAGAAAGAGGAGGUGACCCUGGAGGACAGUGCAGUAGAGCUGGAGACAUACAGACAGACACGACAGGGCCUGGAUGAGAUGUACAGUGUGGUCUGGAAACAGUACCAGGAGGAGAAACGCAUCAGACAGGAGUUGGAGAGGGAGCUGGAGCUGCAGAUAGGACUAAAGCAGGAGAUGGAGAUGGCCAUGAGGCUGCUGGAGAAAGACACACAUGAGAAACAGGACACACUGCAAGCCCUCCGACAACAACUAGACCAGGUCAAAACCCUCAACCUGCAGAUGUUCCAUAAGACACAGGACUGUGAGCGUGAGGCCCAGAGGAAGCAGGAGGAAGAGGGACAGCUGGAGGAGAAGAUAAACCAGAUGAAGACCACCAUUAAGGAGAUGGAGCAGAGCCCAUGUAUUUUCAGACUGCAGAACUCUGAGCGUGAUCGCAGACAAAGUGACCAGAUGGACAUGAGGACAGAGCUGGAGGGCAGGGUAGACUCCCUACAGAAACAACUGUCUGACCUGGACACACUGAGGUACGUAAGCACGGGGAUAUACACACACACACACAGACGUUGUGACCCACUCCCCUAUCUCCCUAGGCUGGGUCUGGAGAGUGAUCUGUGCAGUGAGAAGGAGCAGAGACAGGCCAUUCAGAGAGCUCUACAGAGAGAACAGGACAACAGCACCGAGCUACGCACCCAACUACAGCAGAUACAGGGGCUACACACGGAGCUGCAGGAUGUUCGUCAGGAGAAGCAGCAGCUCCAGCAGACCUGUCAGGAGCAGGAGACGGCCUUACAGGAGAUGGGCCUACACCUCAGCCAGUCUAAACUGAAGAUGGAGGACUUCAAAGAGGUCAACAAAGCCCUGAAGGGCCAAGCCUGGCUGAAAGAUGAUGAGGCUACACAGUGUAAACAAUGUCAGAAGGAGUUCUCCAUCGCUCGCAGAAAGCACCACUGUAGGAACUGUGGAGAUAUCUACUGUAACAGUUGUUCUACUAACGAGUUGGCCCUGCCCUCCUACCCUCGACCUGUACGAGUCUGUGACAUCUGCCACUCACUACUGCUGCAGAGGAGCAUCUCUUCCUCCUGACGGAACACACACACACACCUCUUCUUCCUCCUGACGGAACACACACACACACACACCUCUUCUUCCUCCUGACGGAACACACACACACCUCUUCUUCCUCCUGACGGAACACACACACACACACCUCUUCUUCCUCCUGACGGAACACACACACCUCUUCUUCCUCCUGACGGAACACACACACACACACCUCUUCUUCCUCCUGACGGAACACCCACCCUCACUAAUAAUCUUUCUUUCCUCACUGUGCUCAAAGCCCACAGAGAACAUUUUAAUCAAAUUUGAGCAGGGAGGCUGUUUCAAGUUCUGUUUUGCCACUAGCCUGAAAUUCAGGAUGUUUGGGCACGGUUGACUGUUGAACCCUCUGCUUUAUUUUGGGUUAAUACUGCCUUUUCUCAUAUUUUGAAAUCCACCCAGGGGAGUUUAAAGUAAGGUUGAUAAAGAAUAGUUAGUUAGCCAGCUAAUUGUCAUUGUUACUAACUCCAUAUUCCUCUAGGAUGCUGAAUUUAAAAUGAUAGUUGUAGGAGGGGGUGUAAGAGUAUGGAACACGUCAGUAUUAUGAAUGACCCAGAAUGCAACAAUUGUGGGAAAAUGUUAGAUGAACUGACCUUCAAUAAUUUCAUUGUUGAUUCACUUAUUAUAGACCUUUUCAAAACUCUUAUAGGCGAUUAUAUAUAGUUUCACAUGAUUCUUUCACUUCCAUUGAAGCAAAGGAACCAAGUUCAUUUCCUCAACCUGCCUUCCUGAACAAUUGUGGAUUUGUUAAGUUUUUGUUGUUGUAAAUGACUACAGAAUGUUAACACGUACCAAGAAAGGUCUAUUUUAGAAUGUGUAUAAAUAAAUCAUUUUGUGACUAGUGCUACUAAACAGCAUUGGGGCUUGUUUUGAGCAACAUGUUUUCUAAUUUAAUAAAAAGUAUCUGAAUGUG
This is a messenger RNA of Oncorhynchus kisutch (coho salmon), 3163 nucleotides long. Its product is annotated as RUN and FYVE domain-containing protein 1. The record is from RefSeq and is a predicted model, not a curated record. Gene Ontology annotation, cellular component: cytoplasm. The coding region runs from base 13 to 2235 and encodes 740 amino acids. Gene Ontology annotation, biological process: regulation of endocytosis; protein transport. The transcript has 14 exons. Gene Ontology annotation, molecular function: metal ion binding. NCBI's taxonomy places the organism in Eukaryota, Metazoa, Chordata, Actinopteri, Salmoniformes, Salmonidae.